This is a messenger RNA of Mesorhabditis spiculigera, 249 nucleotides long. The record is from the annotation of a GenBank genome assembly. Lineage: Eukaryota; Metazoa; Nematoda; Chromadorea; Rhabditida; Rhabditidae.
AUGUACCUACAAAUCGACCUCCACUCGCUUGAUCCUACGAACCAAGAACUGCGAUCCAGUUGCCAGGAAGAAUACGCAAAAUGGCCGGGGAAAGCCAUGGUAUGGAGGCAGAAAAUUGAAGAGGCAUUCGAAGCCUUGACGAGACUGUUGCAAUGCCCGAAGGACAAGCGUCGGCCGGGCUUCCUGUAUACGGUUGUGGGACUCGAUUAUGGCACCAAAGACCUCGAGAAAUUCUCCAAGAAAAUACAA